UACCACUUGUAUACCAACCCCCUGAAGUUGUCUUGUAUAAAGAGAGAAAACACCUUGAUGGACCUAGCAUAGACAUGUGGGCGUUCGGUUGUCUGGCUAUGGAACUGCUUAGUUAUUUCGCCAUAACAAGAGCUGCACCUACGGACCAGAGAAAAGAAAUGUAUACGACAAUACUUAACCGAUUAGAGGAAAAUAGAUUACUGUGGCCAAUAAUGACAAAAAUCUUCAGUGCUGAUGACUUGCGUGAGACAGAUGUGAAACUUGCUCUCCAAUUCAUUAAAGAGUUUUUGAAAUUUGACGCUUCGCACAGACUACCAGCUUCUAAAGCAUUGAUGCACGACUUUUUUCACCAAGAUGAUGACAGCAUUCAUGAUAACGUAGAUGCUAAACACACAUCACCGACGAAUAGCACUGCGCAACACAGCGAGCAUUUAUCAGUAGAUGAAGCUGCGAUCUUAGAAAAUAUUGAUGCAAACCAGACAAAAACUCUUUCCGAAAGAAAUAGGAUGCAAGUGAAUGAAUCCCAAAUGAGUGAGAUUGUUAUUAAUAAAUCUACGGAUGAGCAAAGUAUGCCAGGAACGGAGAUGAUUACACUGAUGUUGAAUACUCUUUCCGUAAAGGGCAUCAAGUUAGAGGAUGAGUGCGGUAUGAAACCGUCUGAUAUUGAGGAAUCAGACAAGGAGCAAAGCGUGACAAAAACUGAAGAUAAUACAAGGAUUGAUAUGGAGAAAAACAUAGACCUCAUUUUGCUUAAAAUGACUGAAUUGACAGAUGAAGUGAAAUACCUCCGUAUCAAAAUGGAGAAUAUGGAAAAGAGAAUGGAGAAUCUUAUAAAGAUAAACAUGAACGACGAAACAAUCACAAAAACUGGCGAAUCAGGGAAUAUAAGAAAUGAGAUAAAAGGAGAGUCUAUUGUUCAUAAACCCAUUGACAGCGUGAGGAUAAACUCUGAUGAAGUAGCGAUUGCUCAUAAAGAGAUUACAGUUAAAAAAGAAAAGAAGACAGGACGUGCUUUAAAGUGGAUGAGAACUGCUUGCAGAAGUGCAUUUAGUUUAUUCAAGAAGAGAAGAUCAAACUAACUACAA
Molecule: messenger RNA, 1085 nt
Organism: Parasteatoda tepidariorum (common house spider)
Lineage: Eukaryota; Metazoa; Arthropoda; Arachnida; Araneae; Theridiidae
Biological process (GO): protein phosphorylation
Molecular function (GO): protein kinase activity; ATP binding
Source: RefSeq, a predicted model, not a curated record